GAAAGCCUAAGUCCUCAACAGAACCGUCUCAUCACACAAUGGAUUUGAAUGAUGAAUAAACCUCUACACUGCAGGAUACACCUGUUCAACGAGCCCUACAAGAAGCGUACCGUAUUGCGUGGUGUGAGGAGGUUUCAGUAUCAUCUUCGCGGCACUGGUGAGCAACUCUUUUACGGAACCAGUCAUGGUCCAAGAUCAACUGAUCAUGGGCGAGACAAGGUAUAUUUGAAAGCUGUGCUUUCAUGCCAACACAUCACCAAUUACAGCCCAACACUGACCGCUCUAGUGUCGGUUCUGAACGAUGCACGUCCCGACAAAUUGGCAUUUACUCCACAUCAUCGAGCAUUCGAGAUAUUGCAAAUCGACAGUCACUCGCCUUGCGUCGUUGGAGGAGCAAGUCGUCAAGACAUGCUCAUCCUCUUAUGGACAGAGAUGACUGCACGCAGUCGGCAUGCUCGGAUAUCACGGCCAUCACAAAUGGCAACACUACCUUUCUACCAGAGCUGAACAGCACCCCUCCAAUGCCUAGUUUUCAGAAGCAGCAUAUGAAGGACGCACCCAUGUCCUCCGAAAUCGCCGAUAACAGCGGGUCUUUGCAAAAGAACGGAACACAAAGCGCUAUGCAAAUACGCGAACUGUUUGAAAAUAGUACACCGAGACCUGAGAUGCCCGAGCGAAGUAUCAUUUCGAGACCAACGAACCUAGGACGAGUGGCAAGCGUCCUCCGUGCUUCGACGAAGGCAGGCGCCCGAACCGCACCAUUCCCUCUUCAAAAUCCCCAUGACAGAUCAACACUACCUCUUCCCGCGAAUUGGACCAAACAACAUGACAAGGCCAUUUGCAUUCUUGACGUGAAAAAUUACAGCCUACCAGCAAUGAUUAUCAAGCUCCGUUGCACGUUCCCGUCCUUGCAAGGCACGCUGACGCCCGCCAUGAUCGACAAGCGUCUGCAACAGCUUGAUCAGAACGUGGAGCUCGAUUAUUAUCGUGCGGGAUUGCAGAAGAACAACCGCCCUGAUCGAACGAAGCUGGCGCUGCCUCCGCUCCCCCCAUCGCCUCUAGCACUAGAACGUAGCGCAAAGAGGGCUUGGCAGGCAAGCAGCCGUCGUGCGCCGCCCAUUGUGAGGAAGAGCGACGAGACCGUGAGGUUGGCGGAAGUCGGGCGGCCAGUGCUCAGGGUAAGCUGACUCGAACUUUCAAUCUUGAAAGGCUCUGAAAACC
Messenger RNA from Dissoconium aciculare CBS 342.82, 1221 nucleotides. RefSeq lists its product as uncharacterized. The coding region runs from base 243 to 1187 and encodes 314 amino acids. The transcript has a single exon. Lineage: Eukaryota; Fungi; Ascomycota; Dothideomycetes; Mycosphaerellales; Dissoconiaceae. The record is from RefSeq and is a predicted model, not a curated record.